Talaromyces proteolyticus is the source of this 1002-nucleotide messenger RNA. Its product is annotated as regulator of G protein signaling domain protein RgsD. Bases 1 to 1002 code for a protein of 333 amino acids. NCBI's taxonomy places the organism in Eukaryota, Fungi, Ascomycota, Eurotiomycetes, Eurotiales, Trichocomaceae. The transcript has a single exon. The record is from RefSeq and is a predicted model, not a curated record.
AUGAUCGCGAGAACCAACUACUAUAUGCCAUAUUCUUUGUGGAAUCUCACACCCAGUUCAACACCCACAAGUUCUCCAAGUUCGUCGGUGGUCUUCGGCGAAGGACAGGCGAUGAACUCCAGGCCACUGAGCCUAUCCAUCCCGUCCGGGAACUUUUCAGCCGCCCGGCCGACGCUGGAUGAAGUGCUCUCUAAUACUGCCCCCUUCCCUUAUACCCUGAGCGCCUUUAUGGCCUAUUUGUCUCAAAAUCACUGUUUGGAAACUUUAGAAUUUACUUUGGAAGCAAAAAGAUAUGGAGAAACCUACCGAUCCGUGGCACGCGUACUUGGUCAACCCGUCAUCGUGUCCGACACACCGCAGACGCAGCAUUUGCUGAUGCUUUGGCAACGCCUAUUGUCGGCCUACAUUGUUCCAGGUGCUCCGCGAGAAAUUAAUUUAUCGUCACAAGUGCGUGAUAACUUGCUCGCCGACGCACGUGCUACGAGACCGCCGCCGCCACAAACAUUGGAUGCGGCUAUCCGGAGGAUGCAUGAUUUGAUGGAGGAGUCUAUUUUCAUCCACUUUGUGAACAGUAACAGUUCACCAGCGAAUAUUCCUACCUCGAUGGAUUCAUCAUAUGUAGACGACCACCCGCACUUCCUUCGGCGAGUUGCUUCUCGUGGAAAGAGAGUCUCACCCCGUGCCUCCAGAGACGAUGUUGAGUCGCAUCGCAUGUCCGGAUCAACUCGGAUUGCGGCCAUCGUCAAGACCGGUAGCCACCUAUCGGGACAUAGUUCAGGGAUGGACACGGGGUCUCCUAUCUUCACCGACGAUUCGGGAAGCCUGGCAUCAAGUCCGGUAGCCGGAGAACCCAUGACACCACCAACCACACCUCCUUCGAGCGACCACAGUUUUAGCCCUAAGAACCGACCUGACAACACAUGGAAAAAGAUGGGCAUGAAGCUGGGAUUCAAGAAGAAACAUGGUACCUCAUCAAGUCGUGAUGGAAGAUGGGAGGAAUAA